Loxodonta africana (African savanna elephant) is the source of this 2622-nucleotide messenger RNA. RefSeq names its product desmocollin 1 (gene DSC1). Gene Ontology annotation, cellular component: plasma membrane; adherens junction; catenin complex. Gene Ontology annotation, biological process: cell-cell adhesion mediated by cadherin; multicellular organism development; sprouting angiogenesis. Lineage: Eukaryota; Metazoa; Chordata; Mammalia; Proboscidea; Elephantidae. The coding region runs from base 94 to 2622 and encodes 842 amino acids. The record is from RefSeq and is a predicted model, not a curated record. The transcript has 16 exons. Gene Ontology annotation, molecular function: calcium ion binding; cadherin binding.
AGUGCCAGCUGUUGGGCAUUGGCUUAGCCUCCUAGUGCAUCCCAGGCUGCCAUAUUAUUCAGUCACCAUCCUUGCCCAUUGGGACCGCUUCUGAUGGCUGUGGCCUCUGCUGCCCUAGGGAGCACCUUCUGUAAGCAGCUCCUUUUCUCUCUCCUGGUUCUGAUAUUAUUUUGUGAUGCUUGUAAGAAAAUUUCUCUUCGAGUUCCUUCUCGUCUUCAGGCUGAGACACUUGUAGGCAAAGUGAAUCUGGAGGAGUGUCUCAAGUCUGCCAGCCAAAUACUGUCAAGUGAUCCUGACUUCAGAAUUCUAGAAGAUGGCUCUAUUUACACAACAGAGGACCUCAUUUUGACUUCUAAAAGGAAGGGCUUUUUCAUUUUACUCUCGGACAGUCAGAGGCAGGAACAGAUAGAGAUCAAACUUCUACUGGCAGCAAGAGAAAAUAAGGCUCCUAAGAAGAGACAUACCAAAGACACCAGCCUUAAGCGCAGCAAGAGACGAUGGGCUCCUCUUCCAUGUUCAAUCAUGGAGAACUCCUUAGGUCCAUUUCCACAACACAUUCAACAGAUCCAGUCUGAUACUGCACAGAAUUAUACCAUCUUUUACUCCAUAAGUGGACCAGGUGUGGACAAAGAGCCCUUCAAUUUGUUCUACAUAGAUAAAGACACUGGGGAUAUGUUUUGUACACGAAGCAUAGAUCGUGAGCAAUAUCAACAGUUUUCGCUAUAUGGCUAUGCAACAACCGCAGAUGGUUAUGCACCCGAGUAUCCACUCCCCAUGGAAAUCCGAGUUGAAGAUGAUAACGAUAAUGCCCCAUAUUUUGAAAACAAGUUGACUGCCUUUACUGUGCUUGAAAAUUGCAGACCUGGAACUUCAGUGGGGCGAGUGACUGCCAUAGACAAUGAUGAACCUGACACCUUACAUACUCGCCUGAGAUAUAGAAUUUUACGACAAACCCCAGGUCACCCAAAGCAUUUCUCUGUACAUCCAGAUACAGGUGUCAUCACAACAGUUUCAUCUUUCCUGGACAGAGAAUCCUGUGAAACAUACGAGUUAAUAAUGGAAGUGCGAGACAUGGGAGGCCAACCCUUUGGUUUAUUUAAUACGGGAACAAUUACUAUUUCACUUUUGGAUGAAAAUGACAAUUCACCAGUGUUCACAGAAACUUCUUACUUCGUAGAGGUAGAAGAAAACAGAAUUGACGUUGAGAUUUUACGAAUGGCGGUGCUUGACAAGGAUUUGCCCAACACUCCUCACUCAAAGGCUGUGUAUAAGAUCCUACAGGGAAACGAAAAUGGAAACUUCAAGAUUUCCACAGAUCCAAAUACAAAUGAAGGAGUCUUAUGUGUUAUCGAGCCAUUGAACUAUGAAGCCCAUCACCAAAUUAUUCUGAUAAUCGGUGUACUUAAUGAAGCACAGUUCUCUAAAGCGGCAAACUCACAAACUCCUACUAUGUGCACUGCAACUGUCACUGUUAAAGUUAAAGACGCUGAUGAGGGCCCCGAAUGCCAGCCGCCAGUGAAAGUUAUUCAGAGUAAAGAUGGCCUUAAAGUUGGUACAGAGCUCUCUGGAUACAAAGCGGUGGAUCCGGAAAGGGGCAGUAGUGAAGGCUUAAGAUAUACGAAGAUAAGAGAUGAAGAUAACUGGUUUGAAGUUAAUGAACUAACUGGCAACUUGAAAACUAUAAAAACACUGGAUAGAGAAUCAAAAUUUGUCAAAAAUGACCAAUAUAAUAUUUCAGUGAUUGCAAGGGAUGCAGAUGGCAGAUCUUGCACUGGAACAUUGGUAGUUCGUUUGGAAGAUUAUAAUGAUCACCCACCAAAAAUUGAUAAAAAAUUGACAAUUUGUCACAAUGAUAAAGAUUUUGCUGUUUUGGAACCUGUAGAUCUAGAUGGGCCUAAUAAUGGUCCACCAUUUCAAUUCUUUUUGGAUAAGUCUGCUAGCAAAUUAUGGACUUUAGAAUCAAAGGAUGGUAAAACUGCCAUUCUUCGUGAACAGAAGCCUCUUGAUUAUAAAGAUUAUUCUGUGCCUAUCAUAAUAAAAGAUAGACAUGGUUUGUCUGCAAAACAUGUGUUACUGGUGACAGUAUGUGAGUGUAUAGCUCCAUCUGAUUGUAGAAAGAGUACUGUAAGAGAGACAGAUGUUAAGAUAUCAAAUGUCAUACUUGGAAAAUGGGCUAUUCUUGCCAUGGUGUUGGGCUCUGCAUUGUUGUUAUGUAUCCUGUUUACAUGUUUCUGUGUUACUGCUAAGAAGACAGUAAAAAAAUGUUUUCCCGAAGAUAGGGCCCAGCAAAAUUUAAUUGUAUCCAAUACUGAGGGUCCUGGAGAAGAAGUGAUGGAGGCAAAUAUUCGACUCCCCACACAGACGUCCUACGUUUGUGACACAAGCUUGUUGGGCACCCUUGGUGGCCAGGGGAUCAAAACCCAGCAAAGUUUUGAGAUGGUUAAAGGAGGCUACACUUUGGAGUCCAACAAAGGAGGUGAACACCAAACCUUGGAAUCCAGCAAGGGAGUAGGUCAGGGCGUAACAGACACUGGCAGAUACAUAUACACGGACUGGAAUAGUUUCACCCAACCUCGUCUCGGUGAAGAAUCCAUUAGAGGACACACUCUGGUUAAAAAUUAA